Dendronephthya gigantea is the source of this 940-nucleotide messenger RNA. RefSeq lists its product as uncharacterized. The record is from RefSeq and is a predicted model, not a curated record. The coding region runs from base 201 to 722 and encodes 173 amino acids. Lineage: Eukaryota; Metazoa; Cnidaria; Anthozoa; Malacalcyonacea; Nephtheidae. The transcript is spliced from 3 exons.
CACAUUCAACGAAAUACUCCAAAAUAUUAGCAUAGCGGGGACAAAUCGUCAUGCUUCUAGGCGACUGUUGAUAAAAUGAUUCGUUCUUCGUGCCGCUUUGAGAGGCUGAUGAUGAUUCUUUACGCGAUUAUUCACGUGAAUUGCACGUGAUUCUUCGCGUGGAUUCACGUGAUUGAGGAUGAUUCUUCACGCGCUGUACGAUGGUACCUGUGGUCCUGUGUCGUAUUGUAUUGUUACUUUGCCUUUUUUUCCAAUUGCAGAUGGUGAAGUUAUUUACAGGUGUUUAUGAGUCUCCUUCUAGAAAGGAAAGUGAAGGUGAAGUUAUGACUGAUAGUGGAAAUACAUCACCUAAUAGUGGAAAUACAUCACCUAAGACCUUAGUGUCACCGAAGAGAUCACCACUUCUUCAAAAUCUCAAUAGAAAUAAUGGGAAUUCUGUAGUAAUGAAAAAUACUGAAAAUUCAAGUGCUAAAGACGAAUGCGGUAACGAGAAAAAGAGACGUAGGGAAAUUUCCUCAGAUGAGGAUGAAGAGAAUUUGUUAGGUUUUCAAAAGAAGCGAAAGGUCUGUAUGUCUGCAGGCGAUGAUUUCCAGAAUUUGUGUUCACACAACGCAACAAAUGGAGACUUAGUUUCACGUGACGUAUCAUUAUGUUUGGAUUCAAUGUUGGACAUGGUACGUCAAUAUCUUAAUCACUUUGAAUUCAGCUUUUCAGCGCGUUAAUUCACAACCACCCACAAUGUAUUUGAUCGUGCACCGCCCACUAUUAGAUGUAUAAUGACAGAAGCAAUAUUUUUGCUACACAGUACAACAAAACUUUUAUUCGAGCAACUUGAUGCAUGGCCUAGCUGGACUGUUUAAUUGGGAGGACAUAUAUUCCUAUAUUCAUGUUUACAUAUCAUAGGAACAAUGGCGGCUUAUGGCGCACUAAAGAAAUAAGU